This is a messenger RNA of Pistacia vera, 1159 nucleotides long. RefSeq names its product rRNA-processing protein FCF1 homolog. The record is from RefSeq and is a predicted model, not a curated record. The transcript has 9 exons. Gene Ontology annotation, cellular component: nucleolus; small-subunit processome. NCBI's taxonomy places the organism in Eukaryota, Viridiplantae, Streptophyta, Magnoliopsida, Sapindales, Anacardiaceae. The coding region runs from base 190 to 786 and encodes 198 amino acids.
GAAACAUAUAUAACUGUUCCCGGCUUUCUUCAUCAUCGGUUUUCUUACUGCACUCUUUUGCUUUCACCAAUUCUCACUCGCUGCUAACGCAGGUGCAGACUUCUGUCACUUUCAUAUUUUAUUCAUUGUUGUCCAAGUAAACUUUCGUAGAGGAAAUCACUGCUGUUGAGUUAGCCUUAAAUCGAAAAGAUGGGGAGAGCAAAAAAGGCUCCUAAAUUUGCAGCCAUGAAAAAGAUCAUCACCAAGAAAGCAAUCAAAAAUUACAAGGAAGAGGUUUUGAAUCCCAAUAAGAAAGACCUUAGCAAGGAAAAGCUUCCAAGAAAUGUGCCAAAUGUUUCCUCGGCGCUUUUCUUCAAACACAACACAGCCUUGGGGCCGCCUUACCGGGUCUUGGUGGAUACCAACUUCAUUAAUUUAUCCAUCCAGAAUAAAUUGGAUCUAGAGAAGGGAAUGAUGGAUUGCUUAUACGCAAAAUGCACUCCUUGUAUUACGGAUUGUGUGAUGGCGGAGCUUGAGAAGUUAGGUCAGAAGUACCGUGUAGCUCUGAGGAUUGCUAAGGAUCCUCGUUUUGAGAGACUACCCUGUUCUCAUAAAGGGACAUAUGCUGAUGACUGUCUUGUUGAUCGAGUUACUCAGCACAAAUGCUUCAUUGUUGCAACCUGUGAUAGAGAUUUAAAGAGAAGGAUUCGGAAGGUUCCUGGUGUACCAAUUAUGUACAUUACUCAACAUAAGUAUUCAAUUGAGCGCUUGCCAGAAGCAACAAUUGGAGGAGCCCCAAGGAUCUAAAAUGGCAGAAUGGUCAUUCAGCAAUGCGGUAUUUGUGGGUUCACAUUUCUUCUGCUGAUUCAAGGACUAGAGCUCCCUGAUAUAUGUAUCAUUAAUAUCAUUUUUGUCCUGCGACCACAGAAAGAAUGUAACAGCAUGGUUGUGCUUUAGUUUUGAAUCAAAACAGUUGGAAUCUUGAAUGCUACAUUUCUUUUUGUAUUACGAGUGUUUUUAACCCAAGGUUAUUGAGUCCUGGUAGUACAACUAUGUCGAGGUUAUUGCAGUGUAUGAUACCAUUGCAGGAACUGUAAUUGUAAGCUGAAACAUCAGACUUUUAGUCAACGAUAAAUUACGGAAUCUUAUUGUUAAUGGGAAAGAAUUUGAUAUUCAAUAA